ACUGAACAUAAUAAUAUGAAUAACAUUAAUAAUCAUCGUCGUUAGUUUAAAGAGAUAAAGAAAACAGACAUUCAAAUUUGGAAUCUGAAUAAACCCCAUAAAUAGAAAACGAGCGGAUGGUUGCAAAGUACUUGUCAAAACGCCACAAUCAGGACGGACGAACGGUAAUGAUGGAUUUUCACUUGAUGAUUGAUGAUGUCGUGACCUUUGCACCUUGCGUGGGGGGUGGGGUCGCUGUUUUGCUCCCGAUGCAACGUUCUGUGGGCUGAAUCAAUAUUUGUAGCUGUGUGCUCGUCCUUACGGGCACAAGUGCACGCAACACACACGUCGAGUCAGCCUACUCAGUUUGGGAACAACAUCAAAUUUGAAAAGAGGCCGCAUGCCUUUACUUCCGUCUUCCUCACUGGCGUUCUGGGUCAUCUUUUGUUCAUUUCAGCCGCGAUGGCGUCUUUUCGAGUGUCACUCUUCGUGUUGGCGUCAUCCUACUGCUUCGCUUUAAUGUCAAGCAGGCCGGCAGGUGUCCACCUGCGGAGUAUGCACAACUUCAUCCAUGCGGUGCAGCAGGUGGAAGAGUCCAACCCGGGUCUGUCCCCCUUGGCGCUGGUCAGGGCCCUGCGCAGGACCGCCGGCCACGACGACGCCAUGACGAUCCACUUCCUGGGUGCUUCUAAUAACCUCACAGACGCUAUGGGGCUAGAGACGGCCAUCCUCAACGCCUCAUCCUUCAGCUUUUUUGACAAGGCCGUCCACCACAUCGUGACAGACAGCGGCGAGGAGCGAGGCGUGGCGCUCGCCCCGGACGGCACCACGAUCGGCCUGGCGCCUUUGCUUCUGGGGAUCGAAUCUGGACUCAAAGCCAAGCAGGAAGCGACCUCGGCCGUCGGGCUCUUUCCGCUCACCUUGGGAAGGACGCUCGGGUUAUCCUUCCUCAGCCUCCAGGACAUCCCGGUGUCUCAUCGCCUGGGGCCCGACGGGUGCUGGGACAGUGUGGCGCGCCCCAAGGUGUUCAAACUGUCUUGGCCCGCCACCCUGGCCACCGACGCAGUUAUUCACGGCGGUAUGGAUGGCGUAAUACUGGGCACGGGUAUCAGCCAACUACCCAAAUCGGAGGAGCCGCAUGCUCUUAGUGAGAUCCUGAAGGAAUAUUAUAGUUUUACCCUGCAUGCGGGCCAGGGUCUUGAUACCUUGUCCAGACACGUUAGUCCAACGCGAAGGGAGAUCUCUCGAUCUAUUCUGGAGCCGCUUGACCUCCAGGUGGAGGUGAUGGACACGCUCGCGCUGGUCUGGAGUUUGGAGAAGACUGAGUGGAUCGCUCUGGACACUGGAGUCAACAAGGCGGUGAAGGAAGGACUAGAGGCAUUUGUGCACAAGUACUGGGAUUGUCCUCAAAUCAUCUCUCGCUGCCAGUGGAGGGCGAAGCCUCCCAAGGAAACCCCCACCCCGCUGUCUUUGCCCCUGGGCUUUGUCUACGUUCACCACACCUACGACCCCUCGCAGCCCUGCCUGUCCUUCCCAGCGUGCUCCCAGAACAUGCGAGCCAUGCAGCGCUUCCACCAGGACGUCCGCAACUGGAGCGAUAUCGGAUACAGCUUCGUGGUGGGCUCGGACGGUUACGUCUACGAAGGCCGGGGCUGGAACCUCCUCGGCACGCACACGCGAGGACACAACAACCUCGGCUACGGCGUGUCGGUCAUUGGCGACUACACGUCCGCUCUUCCGUCGCGUCACGCCACGGACCUUCUCCGCCAUCGCUUGACACGCUGCGCGGUGGACGGAAGGAGGCUCGUGGCCAACUACACCGUCCGUGGCCACAGGCAGAUGGUCAACUACACUUCCUGCCCCGGGGACGCCUUCUUUUCUGAAAUAACGCGCUGGGACCAUUUCAGACACUGACCCUCUACAGUAUAUGCUUCAUAAAAUACAAGAUCAUUGCUCAUGAGACCAAUAGGGACGCGUGGCCAUUCCCUUAUGGCAAAUUUCAACUCCAAAAGAAACCAUAUUCAUCAUGACCAAUAGGUUUUUUCGCAGCAUACGAAUUGGAUUUUGCUGGCAUUUUUUUAGUUUCACCCGUUAUUAACUGGUUUAAAGUACAGUGGACCCCCACGAGCGGCACGGUGGCCGACUGGUUAGAGCGUCAGCCUCACAGUUCUGAGGUGCGGGGUUCAAUCCCCGUCCCCGCCUGUGUGGAGUUUGCAUGUUCUCCCCGUUCCUGCGUGGGUUUUCUCCGGGCACUCCGGUUUCCUCCCACAUCCCAAAAACAUGCAUGAAUUGGAGACUCUAAAUUGCCCGUAGGCAUGACUGUGAGUGCGAAUGGUUGUUUGUUCCUAUGUGCCCUGCGAUUGGCUGGCAACCAGUUCAGGGUGUACCCCGCCUCCUGCCCGAUGACAGCUGGGAUAGGCUCCAGCACCCCCGCGACCCUAGUGAGGAGAAGCGGCUCAGAAAAUGGAUGGAUGGAUGGACCCCCACGAUUCGCGUGGGAUUGGGGCUGCGAAUAGCCAAAAUCCACGGAUAAUUGAUGCCCUUUAUAGUGGUAUUAGAAAUACAACCCCAAUUCCAAUGAAGUUGGGACGCUGUGUUAAACAUACAUAAAAACAGAAUACGAUGAUUUGCAAAUCAUGUUCGACCUAUAUUUAAUUGAAUACACUACAAAGACAAGAUAUUUAAUGUUCAAACUGAUAAACUUGAUUGUUUUUAGCAAAUAAUCAUGAACUUGGAAUGUUAUGGCUGCAACACGUUCCCAAAAAAGCUGGGACAGGGUCAUGUUUACCACUGUGCUACCUUUUCACCUUUUCUUUUAACAACAUUCAAUCAACGUUUGGGAACUGAGGACACUAAUUGUUGAAGCUUUGUAGGUGGAAUUCUUUCCCAUUCUUGCCUGAUGUACAGCUUCAGCUGUUCAACAGUCCGGGGGCAGGCCAGUCUAGUACCCGCAUUCUUUUACUACGAAGCCACGCGGUUGUAAGACGUACAGAAUGUGGUUUGGCAUUGUCUUGCUGAAAUAAGCAGGGGCGUCCAUGAAAAACACGUUGCUCGGAUGGCAGAAUAUGUUUCUCCAAAACCUGCAUGUACCUUUCAGCAUGAAUGGUGCCUUCACAGAUGUGUAAGUUACCCAUGCCAUUGGCACUAACACAGCCCCCAUAACAUCACAGAUGCUGGCUUUUGAACUUUGUGUCCAUAACACUUUACGUUCUUUUCCUCUUUGGCCUGGAGGACACGAUGUCCACAAUUUCCAAAAGCAAAUGGACUCGUCGGACCACAGAACACUUUUCCACUUUGCGUCAGUCCAUCUUAGAUGAGCUCGGGCCCAGAGAAGCCGGCGGCGUUUCUGGGUGUUGUUGAUAAAUGGCUUUUGCUUUGCUUAGUAGAGUUUCAAGUUGCACUUACGGAUGUAGCGCCGAACUGUAUUUACUGACAUUGGUUUUCUGAAGUGUUCCUGAGCCCAUGUGGUGAUAUCCUUUACACAUUGAUGUCGGUUUUUGAUGCAGUGCCGUCUGAGGGAUCGAAGGUCACGGCUAUUCAAUGUUGGUUUUCGGCCUUGCCGCUUACAUGCAGUGAUUUCUCCAGAUUCUCUGAACCUUUUGAUGAUAUUAUAGACCGUAGAGGAUGAAAUCCCUUGCAAUUGUACAUUGAGGAACAUUGUCCUUAAACUUUUUGACUAUUUUCUCACGCACUUGUUCACAAAGAGGUGAACCUCGCCCCAUCAUUGCUUGUGAAUGACUGAGCAAUUCAGGGAACCUCCUUUUCUACCCAGUCAUGGCAGCCACCUGUUCCGGAUUAGCCUGUUCACUUGUGGGAUGUUCCAAAAAGGUGUCUGAUGAGCAUUCCUCAACUUUCUCAGUAUUUUUUGCCACCUGUCCCAGCUUUGUUGGAACGUGUUGCAGCCAUAAAAUUCCAAGUUAAUGAUUAUUUGCUAAAAACAAUCAAGUUGAUCAGUUUGAACAUUAAGUAUCUUGUCUUUGUAGUGUAUUCAAUUAAAUAUGUUGAACAUGAUUUGCAAAUCAUUAUAUUCUGUUUUUAUUUAUGUUUAACACAACAUCCCAACUUCUUUGGAAUUGGGGUUGUAUAUAUAUUAUUUUUAACUCAAAAAGAUUCUUGAAUAAGCGAGGAUAAACCACCAGUAAGCAUUUUCAGGUUUGGUUCCCCCCCCCCCCCCCCAAAAUGAGGGAAAAAAAUGGAAGAAAAUUAAAAAUAUAAUCUUCAAAUAUAUAUACAGUACAGUGGUACCUUGAUUAAAGAGUUUAAUUUGUUCUGUAACUUUUUUUCGAUGUAUAUGCAAAUAUUUUAAUGUUAUGAUUUAUCCCUCUGCAUAACAACAAGCAGUCAACAGUCACAGUCAUUUAGUACCAUACUGCUGGGAUAAAGUCAUUUGAGUUAUGAAAUUUUAUAAUUAAUCAGGAAUCUGAUACAUUAAAAACAAUACAUUAGUAAUCUGAUGAAUUAAAAACAACAACACCGUCUACUAUAUUGGUUGUUGCUCCACUAAUGCAAUACACAAAAAGAUUAUUUGUCAGUUGCGGGUGGGACCAAUGGCUUACUAAAAAGGAAAGUAAAAGUCAGACUGAACUCAUGUAAUGUUUCAUGAAGUUAUGGCUUUCUCUUGCCAUACUUUUACUUUCUCCACAUAACAUUUGGAUUAUUAUUUGGAUUUUUAUUUUACAAUUCAACACGUUUUAUGGAAAAAAAAGACAAUGUAAUAAAACCGUAUUUUAAAAUGUAAGCCUUAUUCUGUAAACCUAAAUAUUUGCUGUCAUACGACUAUUCUAUUUUUUUUCUCAUAAGAUACAUUUUCCCCCAUA
This is a messenger RNA of Phyllopteryx taeniolatus (common seadragon), 4796 nucleotides long. It is a transcript of the gene pglyrp2, whose product is annotated as peptidoglycan recognition protein 2. Gene Ontology annotation, biological process: defense response to Gram-positive bacterium; peptidoglycan catabolic process; detection of bacterium. NCBI's taxonomy places the organism in Eukaryota, Metazoa, Chordata, Actinopteri, Syngnathiformes, Syngnathidae. The coding region runs from base 442 to 1893 and encodes 483 amino acids. The record is from RefSeq and is a predicted model, not a curated record. The transcript has 4 exons. Gene Ontology annotation, molecular function: peptidoglycan binding; zinc ion binding; N-acetylmuramoyl-L-alanine amidase activity.